Molecule: messenger RNA, 408 nt
Organism: Pieris macdunnoughi
Lineage: Eukaryota; Metazoa; Arthropoda; Insecta; Lepidoptera; Pieridae
Source: the annotation of a GenBank genome assembly
AUGCGUGACGUGGUGACUAACCGUGGCGGGGUGGCAGGCGACGGGGCCAGCGCGACGCGCGCGCCCGUCAAGACCUUCCAGGCGUACCUGCCGCCGGCGCACCGCACUUACAGCUGCAUACACUGCCGCGCGCAUCUCGCCAGCCAUGACGAGCUCAUAUCCAAGUCGUUCCAAGGCAGCCAGGGGCGUGCAUAUCUCUUCAAUUCUGUGGUAAACGUUGGGUGCGGGCCGGCAGAGGAGCGUGUGUUGCUGACGGGGCUUCACGCAGUUGCUGAUAUUUACUGCGAGUGCUGCAAAACCAUGCUCGGCUGGAAAUAUGAACACGCAUUCGAAUCGAGUCAAAAAUAUAAAGAGGGCAAGUUCAUAAUAGAACUGGCUCAUAUGGUGAAAGAGAACGGGUGGGACUAG